AUGGGCACUGUCAUAUUGAAGGAACCAAUACAUGUCAUAAGAGACAAGUUUUCUGUUCAAACCCCACCAAGCUUCAAUUCAUCUUGCACAACCUCUUACAUGAUGCGGUUCAUCAACUUGAUAGUCCCAUUGGUGCUGGAAUUUCUCAUUGGUGUUUCAGCAAGCUUGCACAAGCCAAACUGUCCAAACAAUGACAUCAUCUGGGAAGUUGAAUCUUCAACUGGGACAGCUACCUUAAUCUGUACUGGUUGUCGUCAGACAGGCGAGUCAUUCAAACUUGCUCCCUGCCCCAAAUCAAAUUGUGGUGGAUACUGGCUACCAAAGAGGAACUGCCCCAAAUGUGGGAUCGACCCUCCUCCCCGAAGGAAGUUCUAUGACAAAUGA
This is a messenger RNA of Puccinia graminis f. sp. tritici CRL 75-36-700-3, 384 nucleotides long. RefSeq lists its product as uncharacterized. The record is from RefSeq and is a predicted model, not a curated record. The coding region runs from base 1 to 384 and encodes 127 amino acids. The transcript has 3 exons. NCBI's taxonomy places the organism in Eukaryota, Fungi, Basidiomycota, Pucciniomycetes, Pucciniales, Pucciniaceae.